Drosophila eugracilis is the source of this 2087-nucleotide messenger RNA. RefSeq names its product Krueppel-like factor 10 (gene cbt). The transcript is spliced from 2 exons. Gene Ontology annotation, biological process: regulation of transcription by RNA polymerase II. The coding region runs from base 199 to 1473 and encodes 424 amino acids. NCBI's taxonomy places the organism in Eukaryota, Metazoa, Arthropoda, Insecta, Diptera, Drosophilidae. Gene Ontology annotation, molecular function: RNA polymerase II cis-regulatory region sequence-specific DNA binding; DNA-binding transcription factor activity, RNA polymerase II-specific. The record is from RefSeq and is a predicted model, not a curated record.
AUUCUGAACACAACGGUUCGCCUCCGCUCCAAAACGGCAAAAGGCACUCGAAAAGCGCCAGUGCAAAGUUAACUAAAGUGCAAACACCUAAGAAUACUGAGAUUAAACCCAGUGAUAAGCUACAGAGCAAAACAACAAACAAACAAACAAAGACUCUAAAAGACUCUUCUUCGCAAAGAGAGUGUAGUUGAAAGUGCAAUGGACAUGGAUACCUUGCUACCUUCACCGCCCGCAACACCCCCUCUGAGGGAUAACAAGUUGGAAAACGUCGCCAAGGACGAGCAACAGGUAAACGAGAACCUGCUCAAGGCCAAACUCAAACUGGUGGCCCAAAAGAACCAGAAGAAUGGAGGGAUUAUCACACCCAAUCCCUCGGACACGGAAGACGAGGCUCCGGAAAUGGCGGUUCCCAACAAGAAACCCCGCCUGGAACAACCAGCAAUGACCAUGACACCGCCACCGGAUCAGAAGCUGGAUGAUGAGCACAAGGCCGAGAGGGUUAGCGUCAUAAUGCGUGUCAACAGUUCUGGCGCUGUCUCUUCCAGCAACCAAGACGAGAACUCAUCCAGCUCCAGCUCCUGCAGUUCUGCAUUCAACACAACCACAAGUACAAAUUCAGCCCCACCCACCGUGGAGGACGACUAUCCAGAGGCCAAUGUGUGGCGCAAUCUCAAGUUCAAGAUGAACAGGAAGCGGGCUGCGGAAGUGGCUCUACCACCAUUACAAAAACUUGAGACACCAGCUUCAGAGCUUCCACCUCCAUCUGCUCCAGCGGAAGAGGCGGAAGUCAAACCUAAUCUUACUCCCAUCUAUGUGACUCCAGGAGCUUCGUCUGCCAGCCAGCUUAUUCUGCUUAGCACAGUGGCCGCCCAACAGAGCCCAACACCUAUACCCGCAAUGCCCACGAUAUCUGAGGAGAAGCACACAACCAGAAUUACAGCAGCUCAGGCGGCAGCCACCAGAAGCCGCAUUUACGAAUGCAGUUUCCCUGAAUGCGGCAAGAAUUACUUCAAGAGCAGUCACCUAAAAGCCCACCAAAGAGUUCACACUGGAGAACGACCUUUUAUCUGCAAGUGGGAGAACUGUGACAAGAGAUUCUCCCGGUCCGACGAGCUGUCUCGACACAAACGGACCCACACUGGAGAAAAAAAGUUUCAAUGCAGCGUCUGUCAGAAGAAAUUUAUGAGGAGCGAUCAUCUGUCCAAGCACGUCAAACGCCACAACAAGGACAAGGCGAACGGUGUAAACCGUCAUGUCUCCCUGGCCAACAGCUCAACAACCUCCACAGUACCUGCUUCCCUCUGCGAUACCUCGCUCCACUUGCGUGCGAUAGCACCAGCGGCUUCUAGCGUCAGCACCUCGCCCAUCACCUCCGCCAGCUUGCAAAUCUACAGUGCCCAGGACCUGCUGAGACUGCAGCAGCAGGCCAGCAGUUUUACCUUCGGCGGAACCUUGCUCCAAGUUCAGCGAUGAAAUAAGCUAAAUGGACCACACCACCAGAACUAAUCUCAACCCGACAGUAUCGCCAGCUAGACAAAGAAAAACUACCACCGAAUCAGGGAGAGGACACGUUUGAAGCUCGAAUUAUCCUACAUUGAGAAUGGUUCCGUCAAAUCCAAAAAUUCAAAAUUAUAUUUUGAGUUUUACCCUCGUGUAGCUGGUGUAGACUUAAGCUUAGUUAAGAGCUAGAUCUUGUCAACAUUUUGUGCAUAUAUCACCUUUCAAAUUCAAUAUGCUUUGCAUCUGUUAAACACAAAUCGGAUAGAUGCGACUUCCUUUUCAGGAGCACAGAGCACUUUUUGGCUUAGCGAUCUUCUUCAGAUUCAGAUUUCGAUUCUGAAUAUCCCUAUGCUUGUACAUAUUAUAAAGAGGCGCAUUCGGCGUCCAACAUCUGUGAUAUUUAAGUUUUCUUAAUUCUUUUCUAUUGUACCAUAGUUAUCACUCUAAUUCUCUAAAGCUUACACACAAACAAUUGUAUUUAUUGCUAUAUGUGGAAAAAAGAGAAAGAAUAACAAAACAAAAUGAAAUAAUGGAUCCUCACACGACUCCAAUCUCAACAAACGAAAAUAUACAUAUUUUCAAAAUAA